Molecule: messenger RNA, 819 nt
Organism: Fulvia fulva
Lineage: Eukaryota; Fungi; Ascomycota; Dothideomycetes; Mycosphaerellales; Mycosphaerellaceae
Exons: 2
Coding region: 1-819 (272 amino acids)
Source: RefSeq, a predicted model, not a curated record
AUGACUACCACUCAGCCUACCACGACAUUCUCGACAAUCAACACUGACGUGCAGAACUACCUCGCCAAGUUCCUCGACAAUGAGUCGCUACUCAGUAUGCGGCAAGUCGACCGCGAGGCAUCCCGCAAUGUCGAGUCUCAGUUCAUCAGCAGGUUCUUCAUCGAGCGCGAGCAUCUGGUUACAGUACACAGCAUGCGGGCCUUGGCCGAUCUCACCACGGUACCAUUUCCUGGAUUUGUCUCCGAGUCGUGCUUCGGCUUUGCAGAUUUACACCGUCGUUUCCCAGAGGAGCGUCUGAUACCCGGAGAGGAAGAUCAGAUCUUGAUGAUGCUUCUUACCUCAGUCGCUGAAACUUCAUUCGAGAUGCAAAAGCUCACCAACCUCUGUCUCACCAAGAACAUGAUGCUGAACAGCAUUGCCCCUAUCGCGCUGAAGGUCUACCCUGCCCUAUCGACUCUCAAGAAACUCUGCCUGGCGGUGGAUGAGGAGUCCUUCAUCGAUGACGACCACGGAAUAGCCGCCUUCCUUGCAGCAGCACCGAAUGUGACCGAGCUCGAGCUCGUGGCGCCUGAGGCUGAGUGCUUCAACACGGUAUUCGACAACCACGCACUCGAGUCUCUCACUCUACGAGACGUCUGCGGGUACCCCGAGCUGUACGAAGGCUUGCUAGGGCCACACCAAGCUAGUUUGAAGAGACUUUGUCUGCACAACUCGACGGUGAUGUUUCCCAAUGACUCCUGGUCUAAUGUGCUUCGCUACAUUAGCGAGCAUUUCACACUUGAGGAGUUGGAGUUCCGGGAGCUGAACCGUGGGAUCUAA